CCGCCUCACACCCGCUCAACCAAUGAGGGUAAAAGACCCAUCCUCCCGAAGUAAUGGUGAAAUGACAAAAAGGAGCAAAAGACCUAAAAAGCCUCAGGAUGAAGAGUCAUCGGAUGAAGUCUCAGGCUCAGCAUGUCAGCACAUUAUCACAUCAGUGGAUCUGAUCGAAGUGAAGAAGGCUGUUGCUCAAAAUCACUGGUCAGUCUGUUCUGAAUGUGUCAGGGAUUUGAAAGCACAUGAUGGAGAGCCUGAAAUUUCACCAGAUAUUUGGAUGUGCCUCAAAUGUGGUUACCAGGGUUGCAGUCGAAACUCGGAAGAUCAACAUUCUCUGAAGCAUUCCCAGGCAACUCGCUCAGAUCCACACUGCAUCGUGAUUAAUCUGGAGUCAUGGAGCAUUUGGUGCUAUGAAUGCAAUGAAGAACCAGCACAGUGCAAUAAAAAGGCUCUUGCUCAAGCACUGGAUUUUCUGCAGAAACAUGCCAUUAAGACGGGCUCAGGUUUAACUUCCAAACCAUUGAAAGUUCGAGAAGAAAUUUCUGAUGGCAGUGAAACAAUAAGAGGAAAACAUCCAGUGAACAAUGUAACUGCCCCAGUCAAAGGACUAAGCAAUUUGGGAAAUACAUGCUUUUUUAAUGCUGUUAUGCAGAACUUGGCUCAGACACACAUGCUCAGUGAACUCCUGAAUGAAAUGAAGGAGAAAGAAACAAAGCUGAAGAUCUCCCCACCCACAGACUCAAAUUUGGAUCCAUUGAUGAUAAUACUCCCCAGCCCUGGAUCUUUGACCUCAGCCAUGUAUUUAUUCCUUCAUAGCAUGAAAGAAGCAGGGAAAGGACCAGUGACUCCAAGAUUACUUUUCAACCAACUCUGUCAGAAAGCUCCAUGGUUCAAGGGGUUUCAGCAACAAGAUAGCCAGGAACUACUUCACUAUUUGCUGGAUGCCUUAAAAAUUGAGGAAACUAAGCGUAUACAGAGUGGUAUCUUGAAAGCUUUCAACAAUCCAACAGUCAAAACUGCUGAUGAGGAGACCAAACGGAAAGUAAAAGUAUACGGCAAAGAAGGUGUGAAGAUGAACUUUGUUGAUCAAAUCUUUGUUGGAGAGCUGAUUAAUAUCAUCAUGUGUGAGGAAUGUUCACAUAUUUCAACUGUUAAAGAGCCCUUCAUUGAUCUUUCACUUCCAAUUAUAGAAGAAAGGGCUGCAAAACCAGUGCCUUUAGGAAGAAUACAUAAAAAUCAGACCAUACAGGAUGCAGAAACUCAGGAAAAUAUCUCAAUGUCAAGUAAGCAGGACACUUGUGUUAUGUCUUCUACCCCAACUAAAUAUCAACCAAAGAAUGCCAGGAAAUCAGCUUUAACAAAAUGCAAGCAGAGUCAAGCAAACGAACAAAGAAUAAAAGGAAGGAAUAGAUCCAUAGACGAUGAGAGAAGUUGGCAUGCUUCAGUAGAACAAAGUAAUGAACACCAAGAGGAGAACAGUAAUCUGACACUUUGUCAGCCCAAGUUGGAAGAAGCCAAUAACCCUAGUCAAUCCGAAGGCAGUGAAAAAGAUGGCAAUCAAUCAGAUGGAAGCAAUGAUGCAGAUGGUGAAGCAUCCGAAUGUGAGAAUCCUUCAAAACAAGUGGAUUCCCUGAAGUGCAACAUAGAUUCCAAUUUUAAUAUGGCAACGAUCAACCACGUGCUAUUCAAUGGUGAUUUGGUGCAAUCUAAACACAAGGACCUCAGUUAUAAUGAUUCUAUAUCCAGUGCAAUGUCGAAGCUCAGCCUCAACAGUAUCAAAAAUGAAAAUCUAAUUAUUGAUUCUGUUAUUGAGGAACAGACAGAUUGUGUUUCAUUCAACAUUCAAGAUACAAGAGCAGGAUCUGUCAUAUCAAAAAACCCAACUACAGCAUUUCAGACGCUGUCUCAGAGCUAUGUUGCCAAACCCAAGGAAUGUUCACUUCAAUCCUGCCUCCAUCAGUUCACAUCUGUGGAUCUCCUUAUGGGUAAUAAUAAACUGUUGUGUGAAAAGUGUACAGAAAAAAGGCAAAAACAACAAAAGAAGGCACAUUCAGCAGAGAAAAAGCCUGAGCCUGUGUACACAAAUGCUCGGAAGCAAAUGUUGAUUACUGCCGUCCCACCUGUCUUAAAUCUUCACCUUAAAAGAUUCCACCAGGCAGGUUUGAGCUUGCGGAAAGUGAAUAGACAUGUGGAUUUUCCAUUAGUACUGGAUUUGGCACCAUUUUGUUCAUCUAACUGCAAGAAUGUUGGAGAGGGAAACCAAGUGCUCUACAGUCUUUAUGGUAUCGUGGAACAUUGUGGGUCUAUGCGUGGAGGUCACUACAUAGCAUAUGUGAAGUAUAGAAUACCCAACAAAAAAUUGUUUGAGCGUAUUGCAUGUAGCAAGAAUAAUUCAGGUUUCAGGGAUGCCGUUGCAGCACAACCUGGACAGUGGGUUUAUGUAAGUGAUGUCCAUGUACAAACAGUUCCCGAAUCUAGAGUGCUGAAUGCUCAGGCCUAUCUAUUGUUCUAUGAACGCCUUUUAUAAACUCAUUGCUGGGAAAAGUGGUGUCAACACUAUGGUAAAUAUUCAUCUGAUCCUUUGGUAGAUGCAUCAUUACUAUUCUUUCAUUUAUUAGAACAGAUGAUGGGAAUGUCUUAACAAAAAUGAUCAGCAAAGAAACUCAAUGCAAAAAAGUAAGAAUGUAUAUCAUGAAGAAUUAAGGUUAUUUACUAAUUCUGCCUUUAAUACUGUAAUUAAUGGUUUUCCGGGUGUAUAUUCUCUUGUAAUGGAAUGCAGAUAUUUUCAUUUGUGGUUAUUUUCAUUCAACAAAGUUUUUUUUGAAAAAUUAUGCUUUAUUGCAGUUGAUUUGCACAUGCAGAGACUAUGGCUAUAUAUGUUUAAAAGUAAGGAAGACUAAUCUAAAGUAUUAACUAGAGGAACUUGUAUCAUAUUUCAUGAAUUGAUGUUUACUGUCAAAGACAACAGUGUAGAAAUAAAGGUUAAGUGAUAUAUUAAUUAAAAUAUGACGUAAUUAUGGAUUAUUACCUGACAGAAUUUAUUUAUAUUUUUUUAAAAGUGACAAAAUAUUGGCUAGCCAUCUCACUUCCUAUUUGUGUUCACAUUGCAACAUAUUGUAAAAUCAUUGACUUAGUGGUACCUGGAGUCAGAGACAAUUGAGGAAUUUUGUCAUACUUAAUUUCAAAUGAAUGUCACAAAAUUGUACCUAAGUGGACUGAGUCUCUUUCAGUACACAUACUUAUUGAAUUAACUUGCACAGUUUCACCAUGUCAUUUAAUUCAUGUAUUUUGUUUCUAAUCUUUGCUGAUGUUAAAUCUGAUGUGGAUUUCAUGUUCACAGAUGUUUUAAUAAAUGAUUUACCAGCAA
This is a messenger RNA of Callorhinchus milii (elephant shark), 3361 nucleotides long. RefSeq names its product ubiquitin specific peptidase 45 (gene usp45). NCBI's taxonomy places the organism in Eukaryota, Metazoa, Chordata, Chondrichthyes, Chimaeriformes, Callorhinchidae. The record is from RefSeq and is a predicted model, not a curated record. Gene Ontology annotation, biological process: protein deubiquitination. Gene Ontology annotation, molecular function: cysteine-type endopeptidase activity; zinc ion binding; cysteine-type deubiquitinase activity. Bases 23 to 2521 code for a protein of 832 amino acids. Gene Ontology annotation, cellular component: cytosol; nucleus. The transcript is spliced from 18 exons.